AUGAUGUACUCGUACGCGCGACAACUUCUUCUCGGCGCUCUUGCACUGCAAGGCGUCGAUGCGGCGAACUGGAAGGAUUAUCAGCCUCAGAAUCGUACACCGAGUUCAUGUCCGGAUUAUGUCGACUACUCACAAAAACCUCAUGAGCCUUUGUCUUCAGGGAAGCUCAAGUUGCCGUUUAUGAGACCUAGCGAAGAAUGCAGGACUUUCAAGAGCCCUGCUGUCGAGAAAGUCAUAAACGACAUGAAGAAGCGUAUCAAAAAUCCCGAUCUCGCACGUCUUUUUGAGAAUGCUUUUCCAUCGACGCUUGAUACGACGGUCAAGUACUUUGACGCCAAGGAAAACCUGGCGUUUAUCGUUACUGGUUCUAGCGCACAAUGGUUACGCGACACUGGCAACCAGUUUGCUCAUCUGUACAAGCUACUCCCUCAAGAUGGGAACUUGAAGGAUCUCGUCAAGGCUAUCAUCAACACUGAAGCGAGAUACAUCUCUGAGUAUCCUUACUGCGGCGCGUUUCAGCCUCCUCCCGAAAGUGGAUUGAGUCCUUCAGUCAACGACUAUGCCGAGCUCGUUACCGUGAAUCCACCCGUCGACAACCAAACCGUCUUUGAGUGCAAAUAUGAACUCGACUCUCUGGCCGGCUUCCUCAAAAUUGCGCGAUCUUACUACAACAACACCAAAGAUGCGUCUUUCAUCAACGAUAACUUCAAAUCUGCCAUUACCCAAAUCCUUCGCGUUAUCGACGAACAAUCCCAGAGUACAUGGGCCGAAGACUGGUCGUAUGUCAGCUACUACAACUGGACCGGCAAUGCAGGAUCACUCUCCCCACCAGUGCCCAACAGCGGCAACGGUGAACCGAAACUAGCCAACGGCCUCGUCGCUUGUAGUCAUCGACCAUCUGAUGAUCUCAGUGUUUUCAACUACAUUACCUCCGACAACGCCAUGAUGUCGGUUGAACUCGACUAUGUAGCUGAUGUACUAGACAAAGUGGGAAGUCAGAAGAAACUCCCAAAGACUCUUCGAAGCCAUGCCAAAACAAUUCGCCAAGCUGUAUGGAACUAUACUCUCACUUCAAACGGUAUCUUCGCCUACGAGACAAACGGUUAUGGUGGACAGUAUAUUAUGGACGACGCAAACGUUCCCAGCCUUGUAUCACUACCCUACCUCGGCUUUCUCGACCGAUCCGACAAAACUUACCAAAAGACAAAGUCUCUUCUAUUCUCCCGGGCAAACCCAUACUACGCAGUCGGAGAGACAUUCCGCGGCAUUGGUGGUCCUCAUGCGAACGCUACAAAUCCAUGGCCCAUGGCUCACGUAUCAGCUAUUUACGGCACAGAUGACGACGAUGAGAUUACAGAGCGACUGAACAUCAUUUUGGAGAACACGUCAGGACUUGGAUUGAUCCACGAGAGUGUCAAUAUUUAUAACUCGACUGUUUUUACGAGACCCUGGUUCGCAUGGGCAAAUAGUUAUUUUGCCGAGAUGGUGCUUGAUUUGGCUGAGAGAAAACCUGGGUUAAUUUUCAAGGAUGACAAGCCAUACGUUAUUGGGGACUAG
Molecule: messenger RNA, 1557 nt
Organism: Fusarium venenatum
Lineage: Eukaryota; Fungi; Ascomycota; Sordariomycetes; Hypocreales; Nectriaceae
Source: RefSeq, a predicted model, not a curated record